AUGCUACCCAAAGGGUACCGACCCCCGACUAUUGGGGAAUACGAUGGCAGCAAAGAUCUUGAGGAUCAUCUCCGUAAGUUCCGAAACGCGGCUCUGCUGCAUCAAUACAGCGACGCCGUAAAGUGUCAGGUGUUCCUGAACACUCUAUCAGGCUCCGCCCAAAAGUGGUUUGAUGGACUGUCGCAUGGGUCCAUCACCUGCUUCUCCGACUUCAAGAUAGCAUUCCUGCGCCACUUCGCCAGCAGCAGGAAGUAUCAAAAGAUAGAUCACUGCUUGUUUGCUCUUAAGCAAGGAUCUGCCGAGCCGUUGAGAAGCUACAUCAAGCGUUUUAAUCAUGUGGCCCAGGACGUUCCCUCGGCCAUAUCAGAAAUACUUAUGAGCACCUUCUCACAUGGGCUGAUCGAGGGAGAAUUCUUUAGAGAACUCAUCAGAAAUCCGUGUAAGGAAUUUCGAUGA
This is a messenger RNA of Zingiber officinale, 456 nucleotides long. RefSeq lists its product as uncharacterized. The transcript has a single exon. The record is from RefSeq and is a predicted model, not a curated record. NCBI's taxonomy places the organism in Eukaryota, Viridiplantae, Streptophyta, Magnoliopsida, Zingiberales, Zingiberaceae. Bases 1 to 456 code for a protein of 151 amino acids.